Molecule: messenger RNA, 947 nt
Organism: Brienomyrus brachyistius
Lineage: Eukaryota; Metazoa; Chordata; Actinopteri; Osteoglossiformes; Mormyridae
Gene: tmem150b
Product: transmembrane protein 150B
Exons: 6
Coding region: 47-739 (230 amino acids)
Source: RefSeq, a predicted model, not a curated record
AGCACAUCUACACCUUGUGUUUUCCUAGGGAUCUGAGUGCUGUAAAAUGUGGGCCUGGGCACUGCUUCCGAUCUCAUUGGCUGUUGCUGGAACGCUGGGAAUAUGGGCAGUGUUUGGGAUUGCCGUGUCAAACGGAACAGUCAACCUGACGAUGGAGUUUCCCUAUAUCAGUACCUGUGGCACAUUCACCCCUCAGAGCUGCAUUUUCAGUCAAAUCAUCAACCUGUGUGCUCUUCUGGUUCUGUGGAUUGUGGUGAUACGUUUCCAACAGAUCAGGGACUAUGAACAAAACUGCAGGGCCAAUGUGGCCAGCUUGGUCGUGGGCUUCAUCUCCACACUGGGCAUCUCCCUCAUCGGGAACUUCCAGCAAUCGGUACUGAUAGAGGUCCACCUGUUGGGAGCCUUCCUGGCCUUCAUCGUGGGUUUGGCCUAUUUCUGGCUUCAGCUGUGGCUCACAUACAAGACGGAGCCGUCCCUGGACCGGUACUGGGUGGGCCCUCUCCGUGCCCUCCUGUGCACCAUCGGCACUGCCCUCAUUGUGGCCAUGUCCAUCCUGCACAAGAACGAGCUCCGAUCGGCGUCCGCCAUCUGUGAGUGGGCUCUGGUCAUGUCCUUCUUCCUGCUCUUCGGCCUCUUUGCUGCUGAGUUCCGUCACAUUGACUGCCACCGGCUGAUUGUACAGCCGACCAAACAAAUGCAAGCGACCAACAGUAUGUUCAUGUUGCAGGCUCACACUUGACCCAUCCAGGGGGCAUGUCCUCUCACACGAUAACUUUAUCGUUAUAUUAUUCUGAUUUUAAUAGGUUCAUCUGGCCGGUCACUGACGGAUUCUCCACCACUUUUUGUUUACAUAAUGAUAGACAUUCCAGCCAAUAGACACACACCUGUUUUUACAAAAGACGUUAGCCGGAAUACACUCACAUAUUAAUGUGAACACUUAUCUGCUG